Microdochium trichocladiopsis is the source of this 993-nucleotide messenger RNA. RefSeq names its product intradiol ring-cleavage dioxygenase. Gene Ontology annotation, biological process: catechol-containing compound metabolic process. Lineage: Eukaryota; Fungi; Ascomycota; Sordariomycetes; Xylariales; Microdochiaceae. The record is from RefSeq and is a predicted model, not a curated record. The transcript has 2 exons. The coding region runs from base 1 to 993 and encodes 330 amino acids. Gene Ontology annotation, molecular function: catechol 1,2-dioxygenase activity; ferric iron binding.
AUGGCUACCAACGGCACACCCUCUGCGGCGAACGGCGGCUCCGCGAAGCCCAAGUUCGACCCCAACUUUACCGACCACGUCAUUGGCCUCAUGCAGCCCGAGACCAAGCCCCGCCACCGCGAGAUCUUUGCCUCCCUCAUCCGCCACAUGCACGACUUCUGCCGCGAGGUCGAGCUCACCCAGGACGAGUGGAUCAUUGGCGUCAACUACGUCAACUCGAUCGGCCAGGCCUACAAGAAGAACCGCAACGAGGCGUGGCGUGUCUGCGACAUUCUCGGCAUCGAGUCCCUCGUCGACGAGAUCAACCACAAGAUUGUCACCGACAAGGGCCUCGAGCCCACCUCGUCGGCCAUCCUGGGCCCCUUCUGGUCGCCCGAGACGCCCUUCCGCGAGAACGGCGACAGCGUCGUGCUCAACAUGCCCAAGGACGGCCAGUACACGCUGUUCCACGGCGUCAUCAAGGACGUCGAGACGGGCAAGGGCAUCCCCGGCGCCGUCUUUGACAUGUGGCAGGCCAGCACCAACGGCAAGUACGACGUCUUCGACCCGGAGAACCAGGAGCGCCACAACCUGCGCGGCAAGUUCCGCACCGACUCCGAGGGCCGCUUCUGGUUCUACUGCCUCAAGCCCACCGAGUACGCCAUCGACACCUCGGGCCCCUCGGCCGACAUCCUCAAGCUCAUGGGCCGCCACCCUUACCGCCCGGGCCACAUCCACAUGAUGGUCACCCACGACGACUACAUUGGCGUCACCGCCCAGCUCUACUCGCGCGACGACCAGUACCUCGAGACCGACACCGUCUCGGCCGUCAAGGACGACCUCCUCCUCGACUUCAUCCCCGUCACCGGCGAGAAGAACGGCGCCGUCCUCGACUGCGAGUACGACGUCAAGCUCCUCCACCGCAGGUACAAGCCCGACGCCAAGAUGCUGACGACCAACGCCAACGGCGACAAGACCGUCGACGAGGCCCUCGAGAAACCCGCCGAUGCGUAG